CUGGCUAAAAGUCUAUACGUAGCAGGCCCUGUUAAGUUCAAUGUCAAGUUUCUGGCCUCAGGGUACACUGUAUCAGCUGUCUGAGCAGUCUCAUCGCUCAAUAUACAAUAAGCCAAUAGGCCAUCGCUCGCCUCGAAAACCGGGGAACUCAGAAGUGAAAACCAUGGUGGAGUUUGCCUUUGACCUCAAGCCGUUCUUCCCACAGGAUGCGAUCAUUCGCAUUCAGCCCCAUCAUCUGCGUCCCGCAGGAUCUGGCUGCAAGCUAAGCCAGAUCCUCAACUCGAUGGGACAAUUCUCGGCCUUUGCCCAGGGCCUGCGCCAGCCGGUGACCGUGGCCGGAAAGCUGUCCGGCGAUCAAAUGGUUUACCUAAUAGCCGACAAGGAUUCUGGUUGCUUGGCCGUCACCGGGUUGCUCAAGGUGGGCACCAAAAACCUCUUCCUUUAUAAUGAAAAGGGCGUCAUCCAGCGCUGUGAUCGCACCCCAGCCAUCUUGGACUUUUAUGUCCACGAGACUCGCCAGCGCCGUGGCCAGGGCAAGCGGCUCUUCGAUCGCAUGCUGGCCGAUCAGGGCUGGAAGGCAUUCCAGUGCUCGGUGGACAGGCCCUCGCCAAAUAUGAGAGCAUUCCUGGGCAAGCACUAUGGCUUGGUGCGCACCAUACCGCAGGUCAACAAUUUCGUACUCUACGAGGGCUUCUUCGACGAUCAGGUAACACCGUUUCCUGGGCGAGUCCGUGAUGUGUUCCAAGGCAGAAACGGCACCAACCAACCAAUACUCAAUACCCAAAACAAGGACAUAUACAAGCAUGGAAAUGCACGAGGCCAGAUGCUAAAGCAGAAUCAGAAUGGAAAGCUUCAGGUUGUUCCGGCUUCAACAAUAUUUGUGAAUGCUCCGCGUACCUCCACCGUGGCCGAUAUCCUGGGCGUUGGCGAGCGUAUUAAUAAUCGUUCUUCCAAAAAUCAGAAAUAUUCCUAAAUUUAUUAGUGACGCCCGGCAAUUGUUGGCCGUCAUCAGCCAUGUUGAAAGCUUUCACUCUAAUUAUUGAUGUUUAAAUCUUUAAAAAUUUUUAUAUUGAAAUUGUUAAUAAAUGCAAGAUUUUGUGGAUAUAUCCCUAA
Drosophila kikkawai is the source of this 1113-nucleotide messenger RNA. RefSeq names its product leaky (gene lky). The record is from RefSeq and is a predicted model, not a curated record. Gene Ontology annotation, cellular component: microtubule. Gene Ontology annotation, biological process: alpha-tubulin acetylation. Lineage: Eukaryota; Metazoa; Arthropoda; Insecta; Diptera; Drosophilidae. Gene Ontology annotation, molecular function: tubulin N-acetyltransferase activity.